Columba livia (rock pigeon) is the source of this 7719-nucleotide messenger RNA. RefSeq names its product tight junction associated protein 1 (gene TJAP1). NCBI's taxonomy places the organism in Eukaryota, Metazoa, Chordata, Aves, Columbiformes, Columbidae. Gene Ontology annotation, cellular component: trans-Golgi network. The record is from RefSeq and is a predicted model, not a curated record. Bases 3144 to 5036 code for a protein of 630 amino acids. Gene Ontology annotation, biological process: Golgi organization. The transcript is spliced from 10 exons.
AUGCGAUACAGGCUAUGGCUGCAAAAGUGUAGUUCUUGUUUAGGAUUAAAUGCUGCUUCUGCUGUCACUUUCUGAUUGCCAGGAAGGGAGUAAGGGAUCUGGAAUGAAACUGGUGUGACAUUGGCUAAGGAGUAAGGAGGGCUGAUUCUUGGCCUUUUUCUAUCCUGUCAGUGAGUGUUAAUAUGUUGUGGAGGGAAAAUGACCAGUUCCUUGUUUUGAUUUCCUUGCUGGCCUUCAGGACUGUGUAGGAACUGAGAUCAAUGUGCUUCUGUGUCCGGUCCCAAACACCUCAGCCAGGGAGAUGUGCUCCUCCGGCUAAGAGCAGUAACCCUCACCGAGCAGCUAGAUCUCCCCCUGGUGGGACAGGGUGCAGAAAGCAGGGCUACAGCUGGACAGUGAAAUUUGGAAUUGCCCUGCUCCUGGGGCACCUUGAGCCUGCAGCAGAUGUGGUGUUUCUCCAGUUGAGACAUUCCUUAUGUCAGAGUCACAGGCUCUGUAGAGCUGAGCUCAUGCAGCUGCAUGAAGCUGGAGGCGUGAGUGAACAGCUUGCUGCUGGCACUGGACAAACACCUUCUGUUUGCAACAUCUGCCUGCCUAUACACUGGCAUUUCUCCAUAGUCUUUUUGCCAUUAGAUGAGCACUGAUCUGCUAGCUCUUUGAGUGGUUUAGUCUGACACUUGACCAAAAAAGAAUUUAAAAAAAAAAAGUACCUGGAACGUGAUGGCUUGCUUUGUUUAGAAUAUCUGGGUCCGAUCAUCCUCUGCUCUCGGUUAGAGCCCCUUUGAGGACAGGUGACUUCACUUGCGGGUGGACUAUCUCUCAUUCCUAGCUUGUGCUCUGAAGGAGCUGCACAGAGCUUACUUACCUCUGCAGGGAGGAGCCAUGUGGAGAUGAGGAGCUUGUCUUCACUGCUAAAAAGGAGUUGUUUUUCCUGAACUUCAGAAUAAUUAACGGCCUUAUGGUGUCCCAAAGGAUAACAGCGGUAAAGGCCUGGCAUUUCAGUUUUACGAGAGCAAUGGCAGGCAGAGGAUGUAGUGCUAGUCUGGACAGCCUGACCUUGUGGUAACACUAAAGUGCUGAGCCUUCACUGCAAUUACCCCUUGAGACAAUUUAUUCUCAUUAUUAGCUCCAGCUGAAGAAAACCAGUGGAUCUAGCAGUAAUGACAAAUGUGGAAGGAGAUGGUUGGUGAGAGCUCUGACUCUACCUGAGGAGAUGUAUCUGAGGGAAGAGCUGAAACAACCUUGCUUGGUCUCAGGUGGAAUGUCUUUGGUUAUCCCCACCAAAGGAGGAAGGUGAACCUGGGAGGUACAAUACAGUACAUACAGAAGGACAAGCAGUCCAGCCUGUGACUGCUGGUGACAGGCAGCGUCCUCAUGUACAGCUUGUAGGGCAGGGGCCGGAGGUCUGGGUCCCCUCUGCUGUGGGUAGGAUCCUGCUGUUAAAAGGACUGACUGGAGCCCAGGUGAAUGGGGAGAGAAGAGCCAUAGCCAGUUGCCUGCUUUAUACAAGUCACCAGUGAAAGACAGGUGGGUGGAUCUGUUUGCUUUUCCUAAACUGGAUUAAACUGUGUUGUAUUUCUGUGACUGAACUCUCAGAAUAAAAUCUCUUGGCAGUUCAUUGCUGCUGAAGACUAAGAAAAUCAUUAAAAAAAAAAAAAAAACAACCAAAACUAAACUAAAAAAGAACAGAACAACAACAAAAAACCAGUGAGGUAAACUGAGGCCAGAUCAACUACAGGGCCACACCACAAAAAAGAGAGAAGAAGCUCCAGGGUUACAUUCUGCUUCAGGAGCCAUGCUUCUCUAUUGUUUACAGAGUUCAGACAAGUUUUGUGCCUGUUCCUGCCCUUGGCUCAGGCUCUGCAUCUGCUGGGCCCAAAGCAUGUUUUUGAAAGCUGUCUCCUUUCCUUGUUCUGCCUUUGUGGCCUGUUGAGACAACUGCUGCCAGCGUGUAGGUGUGGGUGCUCUAACACUCCACAUUGUGCCUGGGUGCAGAGGCUGAGUGGAAAUUGAUGGGGAAUAUUUGAUGUGGUCUCCAGAGUAAGCAAGGGCUGUGACUUAAGCAGGAGACAUCUGUGCCUGGUAGGGAUCCUGCUUUGCAAAGGAGUCAGUAGCAACAUCACUCGUAACUUCCAGGAAGGGAAGGUGGUGGGAUUUGGUCAGCUUUGGGAAAAGGCUGUGAACCCUUUUCAAUUUUCUCCCUUUGGCUGGACAGGUUUAUUCCUCUGCGAUCGUUUCUGUUUCUCUCAGUGCUACACUGCUUUUCCCUGCCAGCGUAUAAUGAACUAUUGCUCACUGUAGGUGAAGCGAGGAUCAGGCAACUUGGUUGCCACUGCUGUCCUCGCACAAUGCUGGAGUCUGUAAUUUUACUUCAUUAUUCUGACUGCUGUCUGUACUGAGUGCUAUGAAGAUCAUAAAAUAUUUCUGUGCUAGAAAAUCUCUGAUGAAUAGCACAGAGGAUGGCUCAAGUUUCCAUGGCAAUGCUUCUGAAUGUGCUUCUGUCACCAAAGAAAGAGGGACUUUUCAGUUGAUUAAGGUUUGGGGGUUUUGUCUGUGAAAGGGGAUGGUGGUGAGACUGCAUGUUAGUUGUUUGCCUGCCUUUGGGUAGUGCCUCUGACUGAUAUAUAAUCUGGAGAAAGAGAAAGCUGACAUUUGUCUAAUGGCAGAGACGGACUGUGUCAUGCAAACUACAGCUGGACUCCUGGACAUGCUUAACUGUUCAGCUACAGAUGCAGCUGCACAAUCACCCGACAGUUAAGCCUGUACCAUUCUCUGCCUCUCACAUCUGACCAUCUGCUAGGGAAAAGCUAAUUAAACCAAAACGAUUCUUGCUGGGAUUAAACCCCAGCAGCAGAGAGAAUUGAGUAUAGUACAAAUAUUGUUCUCCUACUACUGGAUCAGGGUUACUGCUUUAUUUGUACUUAUAAAGAAUUGCAGGCUAUUCACCUCAGUUGCUGUCAGGAGCUGUUGGCCAGAUGCUGCUGGAUGCUGACAGGAGAAAGCUGAUUUGCAGACGAGCGGCCAGAAAUGUUUGGACACGUCGUCAGUUUGAAUCUGGCAUCUGAGUGAGUGUCCCUGCUUCAUGAGGCUUCGAAUUUGAACCCAGGCUGGUAACCCGCUUUCAGAGCCACGCAGGUGGGAGGAUGUCGAGCACAGCUCCAUCGAAGAAGCCUUACCGCAAGGCACCCCCGCAGCAUCGCGAGAUCCGCCAUGAGGUACCCAUCAUUCGUGACGACCAGGAUGGAGUGAUCUUGGCCGAGCAGAGUCAGGAACCCUUGACGGAUGCAGAAAGGAUGAAGCUACUGCAGCAUGAGAAUGAGGAGCUGCGCCGACGGCUGACAUAUGUGACUAACAAAAUGGAGGCAAUGGAGAGAGAGCUGGAGUCAGGUCAGGACUACCUGGAGAUGGAGCUGGGCCAGAACCGUGAGGAGCUGGAGAAAUUCAAGGACAAGUUCCGUAGGUUGCAGAACAGCUACACUGCUUCACAGAGAACCAACCAAGACCUGGAGGAGAAGCUGCACGCCCUGAUUAAAAAGGCAGAGAUGGACCGCAAGACGCUGGACUGGGAGAUUGUAGAGCUCACUAAUAAAUUGCUUGAUGCCAAAACCACCAUCAAUAAGCUGGAGGAACUGAAUGAACGCUAUCGACAGGACUGUAACCUUGCGGUACAGCUGCUCAAGUGUAACAAGUCCCACUUCAGGAACCACAAGUUUGCUGAUCUUCCCUAUGAGCUGCAGGACAUGGUCAAUAAGCAUUUGCACAGCACACAGGAGUCUGCAGGCCCUGGUCAAGAGACAACCCACACCUUGUCUCCAUCUGAUGUUGUGCCCACCUCAGUCAUUGCCAGAGUCUUGGAGAAACCAGAAUCUCUGGUUCUGAAUUCAGCCAAGUCUAGCAGUGGCAGCUGUCCCAUGGCUGAGGAUGUCUUUGUGCACGUGGACAUGAGUGGAGCCCCUCCUGAUGCCUGCAACAGUGCAGGGCAGGUGAGGAAGGAGGGAGGAGAUGCGGGGAAACAGCAGAAUGGUGGUUGCAAGCCGCAGAGCAGUGUGGAAAGUGUGCCAGAGGAGGUGCCUGCCUUCGAGAAGCUAAGCCCAUACCCUACACCCUCACCUCCCCAUCCUAUGUACCCUGGGCGCAAAGUGAUUGAGUUCUCUGAGGACAAGGUAAGGAUCCCAAAGAACAGCCCCCUGCCCAACUGUACAUAUGCUACGCGCCAGGCCAUCUCCCUCAGCCUGGUACAGAGCGAAGAUGAGAGCUGCGACAGGCACCGGACACUCCCCAACAGCCCCGCCUCGGAAGGGCGCCGUUCGACCUCCAGCUGUUCCUGUCAGCAGUCCCCCAAAACAGCCAGGGCUCACGGCUCUUCACAGAGCAGCCCCUUCAGCAGCCCUCCCCAAAUCCCGAGCGCCUUCGCCAGCUCUGCCAGCUCCGAGGAGGACCUACUGGCCAACUGGCAGCGUAUGUUUGUGGACAAGGCACCUCCCACCUCAGAGCGGGUGCUGAUGAACCGCACGGCUUUCAGCCGUGACACAGCCCCUGACCUCCAGAAGAGGUUCAGCCGCUCCAUGCAGGAGCUGGGUAGGGCAGCCUCGGCUUACUCGGAUGGUGAGGAGUCUGCGCAGAGCUGCAGCUGGACUGUGAGCCGGGAGUCAAGUGUGGACACAGACAGCACUGAGUCCAGAGCCCGCAGGAGCCAUUUCUCCUCAGACUAUGGUACAGAUUUCUCCCAGGAUGAAGCCCAGAAGCUGUUGCAGGAAAGUGGUGGAGGCGCUGCUGAGCCUGGAAGCCCCUCACCAGAGAAGCACAAGGACUAUGUGGACCUUGGCUUUCCUGAGAGCCCAGCCGAGGAGAGAGAAAUGUUGCUCCAGGGAAGCAAGGAGAUCAACCAAGGAGGUGCCCAAGAGGAAAGUGGAGAAGGCAGGGUCAAGCCUCCCUUCAGUCGGCCACACCGCAGCCCCAAGAGGAUGGGGGUCCACCACUUACAUCGCAAGGACAGUCUGACGCAAGCCCAGGAGCAGGGCAACCUUCUCAGCUGAGGCAGGGCAAGAAGCAGCCACACACUGCAGAGCUGUGGAAUGCCUCCAUCUCUCCACCUUCUGAGGGAGAAACCUCCCUUAGUACCCUCCUCCUGGGGGGGCUCUGCUCUCAAGUUUUAUAUUUAUUCUCUUCUUUUGCUACCUGAAAGAGCUGGGGUCCCCCUUCCCUGGCACCUUAGACCCACAGUACUAGCAUACACACUGUGCAGAAGCAUGCCCACUGCCCCGGCACACUCGCAGCUCUCUUCACAGCCUCACACUGGUGCCUGUACCAGAGCUCGUUCUUGGUACCCCUUGUCCUGGUGCCUGUACCUCUUUACGCUCGCAUCUUCCUUCCCCCUUCCCACUCAGGUACCUGAGGCCCUGGGUGCUCUCACAAUGAUUGCCCGCAGCUGCUCUGCUCUCUUUUAACAUGUGCCAACAGGGUAGCAUGCCUGCAUGGUGGUGUCUGAUUCCCUGGGAGCCCCCAGGGGCUGUGAGUGGGGCAGGAGGACUCUCCCAGGGGAUGGCUGCAUGCCUCUGGGGAUGUGCUGGGAUUGCUGGUGUCUCAUUUUCCUGCUAAGUUUUGUUUUCCCCAGCUGCCCACUGUGUGGUUCUCCAAAAUCUGCCUCUGCAGGUCCACAUUGCUUCGUUCCCGCUCCCGGCCCCCACUGGGGAAACACAGGGGUGCUGUGGCGUGGGACGCAGGUGCCGUCUGAUGAGGUGGUUUGGGGAGGCACUGCCUGCAAGGCGCUGGGGUUUGUGUUUGUGUGUCUCCUCCCUCACACCUCUUCCCCCGCUCCCUGUGCUGUUGUUUUGUUUGAAUGGUGCUGAUGCUUUGCUCUUGGGUGGGCUUCUUUCUUCUUUCCAAGCCUUUGGUUUUGGGGUGUAUUGUUUUUUCUUUCUCCCCACCCUGCAUAAACAGAGACAGCCGUUGGCAGCCAGUCUGAUGCCUGUGUUGAGGGUGUGUUGAGGUGGUUCAGCUCUCAGAGCUGCACUUCCCUCUGAUCCUGGCCCUCCUGCCUGGAGCAACCCCUCCAGACUCAAGAACAAGGUCUCACCUCGGGCGAGCAAGGUGUGAAGGAUGCUGCUGGGCUUUUCUGGGCAGGGCUCGGUGCGGGGCCGGCAGGGAUGCAAGGGCAGCCCGUUGAGGCGCUGCUCCCUCCAGAUGCACUACCUCACGGCUUGGCAGCAGCCCAUUGCCAGGGUCUCCUCACACCCCCUUCUCUUGGGGGGCUCCAGGCUCUCUCUGGGGCCUCCCCACCUGGGUGGGUCCUCUCUGUGUGUUUUUCCUAGUGUAGUGUGAUAUUGUGUGACUUUUCUUCUCAGUCUUGUGUGCUUGGUGUCUUAGGGGGGAGGGAUGGGCAGAGGUCUGUAGAUGUAGGUAUUUUUUUUGAGGGCUUAAAAAGCCCAGGUGUCCUGUUUUAAUUUUGUCCUGUGCCCUUGUCUGUCUGGUGUUUCUUGGCUCCUGUGGGGAUGCGAGGCUGAGAAUAGCCUGGUUCCCUGCGCCGUGCCCCCCUCAAGCCUCGCUGGCUGUCCCCAGCCUGCUGUCUGUUUUUUGAGUUGGGUUUGUGUUGUCCUCCCACCAUUCUCAAUGAGGGCUCUUCACUGGGCUGUAGGAGAGCAGCCCCCUGUCUGGGAGGGAGCUCCCGUUCAUGUGCUUACAGCAAGAUGUGCAGCCAAGAGCUGCCUGGGGGCCUGGCUUCCCUCUCCAAACCCAUCUCUGCAAAGGGCUUGCCGCUGGGGCUUCAGCUGGAGCCUGGAGGCUGCAGGGCACAUGAAAGGGAGCUGCAGACCUUUCUGGUGGCUAUGUAGGUAGCUUUAUGUACUGUGGCUGGAGCUGCCUCCUACACGCUCGCCUUGUUUCCCACCUCAAAACAGUUGUGGAGCUGGUUGCCACCUUCUGGCAGCAAGGUGGGACUCAGUAUUUCACUACAGUAUUUUGCUUGAUACCUUUGCAAACAGGCUGGUGCUGAGAGCAGGAGCCAUCUCUGAGCCUGCAGGAUGUUUGUCUCCCCUGUCCUGAACAUGGUGUUGGGGUCCCUGCAUUUGCUUUCAUGAGCCACUCCACUGCUGCAUUUCUUCUGUUCUGCAGUGUUGCUGAGGGCUUGCAUCUGCAGCAGCUGCCCGCUCCUGCCUCAUGGACAUCACCUGGGAGCAGAUGCUCACUGAGUGAGGGGCUCUGGGGCUGCUGGUGGCCUGCCUGUGGGACAGCACAGCCACUUGGGCAGUGGGGGAGGCAUUGCCCCUCAGGGCUCCACCCCGUCUCCCCUGAAUCCUGGUGUGCUGGUCAGGGGACAAGACCUUCUCUUGCUGGAGUAGCUGGUACUGAUGGUGCUGGGCAGAGCCAGCUUCCAUCUGCUUUUGGUCAAGGUAGGCUUAAAAGGAAAACAGUGGAGAAAUGAGGGGGUGGCAGAGGCUUGACCAGUGCCUCACCAGAUGCUUCUGCUUCACAGCAUCGGGCUGCUGGCAGAGGCCGAGGGGGAGUGGUGGCCUCAAGAGGAGCAGAGCCCUCUCCCGAUGGGCACGGUGCCUGCCCUCUGCACUCCUGCUCACCUCCAGCAGUAUUGGCUCUGGGGCCUUGAGCUGACCCUACUUUCAGUGUCCCAACUCCAGACUGUUAAUCUGUAACUAAGGUGUUUUUUUUCUGAAAUUUUCAAACUGAUGUAUAUUUUAAGAGCAGAAAUAAACUAUUUUAAAAGUA